Messenger RNA from Talaromyces stipitatus ATCC 10500, 1360 nucleotides. Its product is annotated as ubiquitin conjugating enzyme (UbcB), putative. Bases 543 to 998 code for a protein of 151 amino acids. NCBI's taxonomy places the organism in Eukaryota, Fungi, Ascomycota, Eurotiomycetes, Eurotiales, Trichocomaceae. Gene Ontology annotation, molecular function: ubiquitin conjugating enzyme activity. The record is from RefSeq and is a predicted model, not a curated record. Gene Ontology annotation, cellular component: HULC complex. Gene Ontology annotation, biological process: DNA repair; protein polyubiquitination; proteasome-mediated ubiquitin-dependent protein catabolic process. The transcript is spliced from 4 exons.
UUGUACAAAGUAAUGAAUGGCUCAACGUCACAUGCGAGAUAAGUCUUAUCGCCGCUUCCCCUCUGCCGGCCGUGUGCCAUUCUGUCCAUGGAAUAAGCGGAUAAGUACGGAGUACAUCGCAUCAAUAUUUGCUGCAGACGCAGUAUGUCAUUUACUGUUAGAUUUUUGUAUAAGCUCAAUAAUCCUCCGAUGGAUCGAGUGUCAGACAAUUAGUAGAGCAGAGUGUCAGUAAUCCACCAAUCGGAGAAACCUGCUCACGUGCCUACAGCUUCAAGUGAUCGCUGAUUGGCUGAGAAUCGCAUGGAAGUGAUGCGAUCGAUGCCUUGGUGCCUGAGAGCAUCCGCUCAGUCAUACUGAUUGACAGGACGCCUCCGCUGUAUCCAUCACCUUGGAAGCCAUUAUCAACCCUGCCACCUCGUUCUCCUGCAAACGUCUUCGACCAAGCUUUCGAAGUAUACCAUCCGUGUUCUGCUUUCUGCUACCGUUCUUUCGAAUAUUCGAAGCACUUGCCGCUCCAUCUUGCUCAUCUCGAACCCUCCGCAAUGUCGACAUCUGCUCGCCGUCGCUUGAUGCGUGACUUCAAGCGUAUGCAAACAGAUCCCCCAGCUGGUGUUUCUGCAUCUCCCGUCGCCGACAAUGUCAUGACUUGGAAUGCUGUUAUUAUCGGACCUGCCGACACCCCCUUCGAAGAUGGAACCUUUCGUCUAGUCAUGCACUUUGAAGAACAAUACCCAAACAAACCACCCGGCGUCAAGUUCAUCAGUCAGAUGUUCCAUCCGAACGUCUAUGGCACUGGUGAACUGUGUCUGGAUAUUUUACAGAACCGUUGGAGCCCCACGUAUGACGUGGCCGCGAUCUUGACCAGUAUCCAGAGUCUACUCAACGACCCUAAUACCUCUUCCCCCGCCAAUGUCGAGGCUUCGAAUUUGUAUAAGGACAACCGCCGUGAAUAUGUCAAGCGAGUCCGUGAAACCGUGGAGAAGAGCUGGGAAGACUAAAUUAGGAGAACACCUCGCUACCCGACAGCCUGUUUCUGGCUACAUGCUUUCUAUUACGCUGUGUGCUCUUUCGACCUCCUGAAUAAAUAUUUCCCAACCUGAACAGCUUCAGUUACCAUUCGGCCUUGCACAGCGCGGAGUUUAUGGCGUGAUUCACCGCGGCUUGUUUACAUAACAUGUUUUCCUUGUCUCUUAGUCUGUUUAUCCUAUUCGACCAUGAGCUUCUUGUAAUCUUUCAUUCGAUUGAUAUUCAUGUGGUUAACUGCCUGACAUUUGCAUCUGUUUUGUUUGAGUUUGCUUACGUUAAUGAAGAUAUUUUGACUCAGUCUUAUUAUUGACAUAGCCUUAUAAUUCCUCUUCAA